Messenger RNA from Condylostylus longicornis, 1544 nucleotides. RefSeq lists its product as uncharacterized. The transcript is spliced from 4 exons. The record is from RefSeq and is a predicted model, not a curated record. Gene Ontology annotation, biological process: cell surface receptor signaling pathway via JAK-STAT; embryonic development via the syncytial blastoderm. NCBI's taxonomy places the organism in Eukaryota, Metazoa, Arthropoda, Insecta, Diptera, Dolichopodidae. The coding region runs from base 243 to 1457 and encodes 404 amino acids.
AGAAAUCUUUGAUUGUUAAAAUUUAAUAAAACAAAACAACAAAAAAACUAAUUAAAACCAUCGUCGAUUAAAAAAUUUUAAUUCAAUUUAUUUGUUUUAAGUUAUGAGUAGGUUGCAUUUCAAAAGCAACCAAAAUAAUUGACAAAACGGCUGCCAAAUUAGAUAAAAGAUUUAAAAAAUCAACCACCAUUACGGUGUGGUCGAUUAUUAAUUAUAAAUUAUUGUUAUUGGCUAUUGUAAUAAUGUUAUUACAAAUAGUACCAUUAACAAAAAUGGUUGCCGCAGCACCAGUACCAGAACCAGUUCCAGAACCACAUCAAAAACACAAUACAUUUAUAUCAAAAAUCUCACCACAUAAAUCAUCAUCAUCAUUAUUAUCAUCAUCAUCUGCAGAAAUGAAUCCAUUAAUAAUGAAUAAUAAUUUAGAAAAUUUAUCAAAUUCAUUAGGAAAUAAUUUUAAAACAUAUGAUUCAAAAAUAUCAACAACAAAUAGAAAAAAGAAACAUCGAAUACGUUCAUUGGAUACAUCGGAUAUGCCAUGGGAAAAUCCAUGUGGUGGUAGAUUUAAGGGUAACAUCGUGGUUAACCAAAAGACAGUAACAAUACAAAAAAGAAGAAAGGUCUACAAACAGUUGCGUGAUGCUAUCAGUUUAGCCAACAUGCAUGAAUUCAUCCCGGGUUCGAUACCCAUUAAUGAUUUCAGUGAAUGGAUUAAACAUGCAGAAACAUAUAAUUUUCUUCCUGUUAUACAACCAAAAUCAAAUAUAACAUUGGUUAGAUGGCAUCAACAAAUGCAACGUUAUGUUGGUAUUAUAUCACAUUUAAGGAAGCGUACCGAAAAAAAUAGUCGUAAUUAUAGAAAUGGUGAUUUUCGUACAGAACUCUAUGAAUUAUUGCAAGCAUCAAAAAAAGUUCUUUGUGCAAUUGAAACAGCAAUUAAUACAACAUUAAGUAGACCAUCAGCUGCACAAUCAAGAAUUAGACGUUAUACAAAACAAGAAAUGAAUAGAUAUAUUGAAAAAUUACAAACAACAAAUAAUCGUGUUAGUGAAAUUGAUUUAAAAUAUGUUAAAGUUAAUUAUAUAAAUACAACAAAUGGUAUGAUGAGAGCAUUAAAAAGGAAAAUACGUGAAAUGAGUUGUGUAAUACAAGAACGUAAACAUAAUGCAUCAUUAGAAACAGAUAAUAAUGCAUCGAUCUCAACAUCAUCAGGAUCAUAUAUGAAUCAACAAGAUAAUAGCAGUAGUAAUAAUAGUAAACAACAAAUAAAUUUUAAUAGCUAUUUUGAUUUAUUUGAUAGUAACACCAGUAAUAAUAGUAAUUAUAAUAGUAAAAGUAUGAAUAGUAAUAGUGUAGAAGGUGGUUUUAAACGUUCUAAAUUUUGCCAAAGAAUAUUAGAAGAAAAACAUAAAAAAAAAUCAAAUAGGCAUAGAAAUCCUGGUGCUGUUUUUGGUUAGGUAGCCUUUUUUUUCACACUCUCUUUAGGUAAUUUUUUUUUUAAAUAUAAAUUUUAAAUAUUUUUUGUAAAUUAUUUAUUGAUUAUU